AUGGAUCCGUCGGACUCUCGUAAAAGAAAUAUGGAAAAGCGACGAGAGACGUCCAGGUAUGCGGCUAGGGAUAGACGUGGGAAGGAAUCGGAAAUAUUCAGCGAUCUUCGGGCUGUUGUUCCUAUAGUUGAUGAAGGUAGUGUCACUCACCUCGAUCGAAUUGCCGUGUUGCGAGUAUGUUCUGCAUGGUGUCGAAUACGUAAAACUGCACCCAAUGUGCUGAAACCGUCAGCAGUUGGUCCUGAAUUGAGUAAAAUUGGCCAAGAACUGUGGUGCGAGGAUACUAUCACAGAGGCCUUGGAUGGCUUCAUUAUAAUCGCGGAUAGCGAUGGAACAAUACUCUGUGUUACAGAAAGCGUGUGCUUGUAUCUGGGAUUAAGUCAGACGGAUCUUGUGGGACGAGGCCUCAAAGAGUUUCUUCAUCCGAGUGACUACGCUGAAUAUGUUGAAGCAACAAAUAGUUUGGGUGCUGUGCUCGGAGAACACCAAGAUAUUUCUAAGUCACCUGAAAAUGGGCUGUAUGCAGAGUUGCGGAUGAAGACGGUUAUCACACAGCGCGGACGUAAUCUCAACCUCAAAAGCGCGCUCUACAAGUCGAUAUCAUUUGUUCUUCGUGCCGAGCGUUCCUUGGGUGGCCAUGUAGUUCGGAUGCAUGCUGCUUCGGAGCCCGCCGGUCAAGGUUCAGUUAAUGCCCAUGCAACUGCUCUCACCAAGUACGCAGACACGCCAACGGGUUCUUUUAUGACACGACACACGUCUGACAUGCGGAUAUCAUAUGUUCAUGAUCGCCUCAACUAUAUUUUAAGAAAUGAGCUGAAAACGCUCAUGGGUGCGAGUUUCUUCGAGCUCAUUGAUCCGAGCGAUUUGUUGGCAUUCCGCGAGUCCAUGAAGAUACUAUUUGCGAAGGGUCAUGUACGAACACCGUUGUAUCGUUUGUUAGCUUCGAAUAAUGCUGUAGUUUGGGUUACAACUGAGGCGUCAACUGUCAACCAUACCUCAAAGGGUCAACGAGCUCAAUAUGUCAUCUGUGUUCAUCACAUCGCUGGAAUUAAAAGCGCUGUGGAAGAAGUUACUUCCGUGCCUGAAGGAAUUGCCGCUGGGAUUGCUGUCCAGAUUAAGAAAGAAGUCGAUGAUACGAGAGAUUACGCUGGUCGUCAACCACACGUUGACUCUACUGGUGCAACUGACUUCCAGAUGCAACCGUUUACUGGUCGGGAGGAUUUCAGCGUAAUGACUAGGCUCUUGUCUUUCGCAGAUCCAGAUACAAUCAAAACUUCCACUUUAGACGGAUGUGGUGAGGGCCGCAGCCGUUCGUAUUCGGACACAUUUUUUCGCAGCCAGUCAGAGUGUGCGUCUCAGAGCUUCGGACAGCUUGAAGGACAUUCUCCCCCUAGCGACACCUCUGUGGCCACGGCGCACAUCAUGGCUACGCCGUCUCGUAGUCCGACCGAUGAUGGCCUCUCCCCAGGAAGCGGACUUGUCUCAGGGGCGGGAGGAGGAUCUUCGUGUUCCCCUUUGGCUGAGGGCGUCUCGCAGUGCGGCCUGUACAGUCCACCCUCGUCCGCGCGAUCGAGCCUUACUGGAAAACUUGAUCGACGUUUGGACAGCAGCCAGCCCACCAGUCGCCCACGAAGCCUUUCCACCGUUUCAGCAUCAAAUGCUGUCGCACUGUCGUCAGGUUUGCUCAGUAGUGGAGGAUGUGAUGACACCUCUAGUUUGCUCUCCUCUUUGUCUGCUGCCAUUGCUAGGUCCUCCACCCAUGGAAGUCUGCCAACGAUGACCGUCUAUCCCUCCGUCACGACAAAUAAUACUCCUACUUUCGAAGAUAUACCAUUCGAAGAACCAAACUUUGACACAAUUGCGAUUCGUGCUCCUUAUGUUUCUCAAAAUGGUGCUUGUGACAAUAUUGGAGCUUCGCUGGACGGUACAACUUUUGGUGCUGACGAGCUCAGUACUGUUGAUCUCUCAAAUGAGGAUUUCAAUAGCAUGUUUGAACAAGUGAUUGCUCAAUCACGCCCUUCUGCUGGCCGUGCUGUAUUGGCCUCUAAUUCAUCGGAUGUCUACGUGCACCACUACUCAGUGUCUAAUCCUAUGGUUAGUGGCGCAUGUGCUCCUGUCCCGCAUCGUUCAAGAGCUUCACCUCCCUUGAAACGACCAGUGCUUACCUCAGUGUAUGAAGAUCAUGAGCUGAAACCUUUAUCAAUGAAUGGCGGAAUGUACUGUAGUUCCACACUAUACUGGCCAGCCGAAAGUAUGUGGUCAGAUCAACAAAGGAUGUUCCAGCAACAAUACAGUGCAGGCGUGUCACGCCAUGUGUGA
This is a messenger RNA of Necator americanus (New World hookworm), 2319 nucleotides long. RefSeq lists its product as uncharacterized. The record is from RefSeq and is a predicted model, not a curated record. NCBI's taxonomy places the organism in Eukaryota, Metazoa, Nematoda, Chromadorea, Rhabditida, Ancylostomatidae. Gene Ontology annotation, biological process: regulation of transcription by RNA polymerase II; cellular response to hypoxia. The transcript is spliced from 18 exons. Gene Ontology annotation, molecular function: DNA-binding transcription factor activity, RNA polymerase II-specific; protein dimerization activity; RNA polymerase II transcription regulatory region sequence-specific DNA binding. Bases 1 to 2319 code for a protein of 772 amino acids.